AUGCCACCUAAGUCUACCAACAAUGUUACUGUCCGUUGUAAAUCACGGGUCAUCGCGGGAGCUCCCCGUCCGAUGAACGGUUCGUCUUACACCACCGACGAAAUCGAUUCUCUCACCCCUGAGCAAGUGGCGUGGGUUGAGGAGAACCCGGACUUUUGGAGCGGAGCUGAGGAUGACGACUCUGGACAGGAUGAAUACGAGGAUGUUCCUCAGGAUGGCGAGGGACGUUUUGUAGAGAAUUACGCUCUCAAAGACUCGAAGGUCGCUGUGUCGUCUUCUGUGGCUACUGGUCGCCCAGUGGCUCCUUCUGAGGAGCCAGCUGUUGUUCAUUCCGAUGGAAUGGACGUCGACAGUAAUGAUACUGUCAAACAUCCUCCUCGCCAUGUGACGUAUCGUGGCAAUACUUAUCCUUGUGUCUCUAUGUUUGCGCCGGCCAAUGCUGGUCCUCCUACGGGUGAAGGGAUUGCCUCUGUGGCUCCUCCGGCGGAUUUUUCUCGCCCUAAUGUUGCCGACUACGGUCCGUUGCCGGCUCAGGUUUAUCUGACCGAUGUGACUAAGGUGAUGAAGGGGUGGAAUCGUGAAAUUGUUCCAAAUUUUAGUGGAACCGACGGCAAGGAGGUUUGCAACUGGUUGAAUAAGUUGUCGAUCGAGCUGGCGGUUCGUUUUGUCCACCCUGGCAUCUGGCAUCAAGUUGGGAUCAGGUGCCUUGUCGGAAAGGCUCGAGAGGAUUAUAAUGAUGUGAUGCGUGUUGGGCGCGAUCCUCGUUCUUGGGAUGCUUUUGCCGAUUGGUUGAUUGACCUCAACCCUGAAAUGUCAAAUAAAGUUGCUGUGGCGUUGGAGUACGCCUCUCUCCGUAUGAGACCUAACGAGACCGCUCAGAAUUUUUAUAAUUGGUUUCGUGACUGGCAAAUUAAUGCGAAGAUAUAUAAUUAUCUUCAUGAUCCCUGUACUGGCUUUGUUGAACGUUUGGUGCCGGAUUUGAGGUUGCGGGUCAAGGAUCAGGUGGCGGCGGAGGCGAACCAACGAACUCCGAUGGAUUUCUCUAGGAUCGCCACUUUUGCCAUGGACACCGAUCGUCGAGUCAAGAAAGCUGCGGCCGAGGCUUCUAAGCGUUCUUCGGGUUCACGUGGAGGUUUUCCUGGUCCGUCGGGUUCGAAGAAAGAGGUCGACUUGGGGGAAGGUUCGCCUGGCAAGAAGAAGACCGAGGGGACCAGGAACUGUUACAAUUGUGGCAAGCCGGGACACGUUAGCGCUAAGUGUCACCAACCGAAGUCUGAUCGUCAACGCCAAUACGAGGCUUUGGCUGCGUCCGGAAAGGCCAAAUCUUUAAAUGCUUAG
Puccinia graminis f. sp. tritici CRL 75-36-700-3 is the source of this 1338-nucleotide messenger RNA. RefSeq lists its product as uncharacterized. Lineage: Eukaryota; Fungi; Basidiomycota; Pucciniomycetes; Pucciniales; Pucciniaceae. Gene Ontology annotation, molecular function: nucleic acid binding; zinc ion binding. The coding region runs from base 1 to 1338 and encodes 445 amino acids. The record is from RefSeq and is a predicted model, not a curated record. The transcript has a single exon.